Megalops cyprinoides (Indo-Pacific tarpon) is the source of this 1057-nucleotide messenger RNA. RefSeq names its product dynein light chain 4, axonemal. Lineage: Eukaryota; Metazoa; Chordata; Actinopteri; Elopiformes; Megalopidae. The record is from RefSeq and is a predicted model, not a curated record. The transcript is spliced from 4 exons. Gene Ontology annotation, biological process: microtubule-based process. Gene Ontology annotation, cellular component: dynein complex. Gene Ontology annotation, molecular function: dynein intermediate chain binding; dynein light intermediate chain binding. The coding region runs from base 90 to 410 and encodes 106 amino acids.
UUGCUAUGGCCGAAAUGUAACAACUGGCUGGUUAGCUACAGAAGCAGGGGAACAAACUUUGUUGCUGUGCGAAAGUGAAGGAAAGGGGGAUGGCCGAGACGGCAGAGACCAAGAAAGAAGAGGCAGACUACAAGCGAGUCCACAGCUUCCCGUUGAUCAGGCAUACGGACAUGCCCGAGGAGAUGAGGGUGGAGACUAUGGAGCUGUGUGUCACUGCCUGCGAGAAGUUUUCCACAAACAAUGAGAGCGCGGCGAAAAUGAUCAAAGAGUCCAUGGAUAAGAAGUUCGGGAGCUCGUGGCACGUGGUGAUCGGGGAGGGCUUCGGCUUCGAGAUCACACACGAAGUGAAGAACCUGCUCUACAUGUUCUUCGGCGGCAGCCUGGCGGUGUGUGUGUGGAAGUGUUCGUAGCAGAGUCUCCCCACCACCCUUUGAACAUUUCUCCCUUGCCUCUUUACUGCUCCAGCUUGCUCUAACCCGCAGAUUUGUUGGGAGAGCGAGUGUUCACGAGUACGCAUAUGGGCGCAAGAUUUCUUAAAUCCCACAGCGUUGGGCUCACCUCUCCGUUUCUCGUCAGCUCCAUGUUAAACUCUUGGCUUGCACCAGUUGCAGUUGACCUCCUUAGUUGCUGUACAUGCAUUUAGAGGAUGUGCUUGUCCUAUAACAUUUUAAAAUGCAUAUCACGCUUCCUUCCUUUCUGUGAGGUAAAUAGUGGAAUUUCUCUGUGGACUGCCUGGCCAUUGGGAAAUAUGCCCAUCCUUUUUUCUCCCUCCUAUGUCACCCCUUUUUCCACAGUCAUCCUUUGCGCUGUCUGUUUCGUCCUCAAAUUCUGUCCCUUUACCUUUUUAAUAGUCUUUUUCUGAACUGGUAUUUGUAUUUUAACUGUUUGUUUUGUAAAUACACCGAUGCAAUUGUAAAGACUAAAUCUUUUGUAAAGCAAUGUGUCCUGAAAAUUGAAGUUAUUGUUACUAUUGCCAUCAUGAUUUCUAUUAUUGUCUGAUAAAAGGGCUCAAGCAUUCUUUAAAACUUGAAAGAAUGGUACUGCACUGUUGGCCAAA